Messenger RNA from Pangasianodon hypophthalmus (striped catfish), 3657 nucleotides. RefSeq names its product SWI/SNF related, matrix associated, actin dependent regulator of chromatin, subfamily a, member 5 (gene smarca5). NCBI's taxonomy places the organism in Eukaryota, Metazoa, Chordata, Actinopteri, Siluriformes, Pangasiidae. Gene Ontology annotation, cellular component: nucleus; chromatin. Gene Ontology annotation, molecular function: ATP-dependent chromatin remodeler activity; ATP binding; nucleosome binding. The transcript is spliced from 24 exons. The coding region runs from base 180 to 3326 and encodes 1048 amino acids. The record is from RefSeq and is a predicted model, not a curated record. Gene Ontology annotation, biological process: nucleosome organization; regulation of transcription by RNA polymerase II.
ACGGAGGCAAAAAAAAAAAAAAGCCGGUGGGAAGUGACUGACGAAGCGCGUGGCUUUGUUGUUCUCAGCGGUGUAUAUUGUAAUAAAUUCGGGUUGAGUGGAAGAGCUGAGUCGGCUAUAGGAUAUAAAGUCGUGUUUGAAUCUGUUUUGUACUGAAAGAAGGGAAGAUAAAGUGCAGGAUGUCUGAGACGGAGGGAAGCGCGGACAGACAGCGGGAAGAAGAGGCUGAAGUUGAGCAGCCCGGGACAACACAGAGGCUCUUAUUUCUUCAGGACACUUGGAAUAACCCCUCCAUAUCUGUCUCUAAGGAUGGUGCUUCAGGUGCUGAAGAAGCAGCGCAGGAUGGAGGUGAGCAGUCGUCCUCUCCUCCGGCUGAAAAGGCGAAGGCGGAGCAGUCAGCGGGUUAUGAAGAGAAAGUGAAAACAGACCGGACCAACAGAUUCGAGUACCUGCUGAAGCAGACAGAGGUGUUCGCUCACUUUAUUCAACCUGCUGCCCAGAAGACCCCUACCUCUCCACUGAAGAUGAAACCCGGCCGCCCUCGCAUUAAAAAGGACGAGAAACAGAACCUGCUAUCUGCCGGCGAUAACCGUCACCGUCGUACUGAGCAGGAGGAGGAUGAGGAGCUGCUCAGUGAGAGCAGUAAAGCUGCCAACGUGUGCACACGCUUUGACGAGUCUCCGUCCUAUGUGAAAACGGGCAAACUCCGAGAUUAUCAGAUCCGUGGACUGAACUGGCUGAUUUCACUGUAUGAGAACGGAAUCAACGGGAUCCUGGCCGAUGAAAUGGGUCUCGGAAAGACCCUACAGACCAUUUCUCUCCUGGGCUACAUGAAACACUACAGGAACAUCCCCGGGCCUCACAUGGUCCUGGUUCCCAAGUCCACGCUGUAUAACUGGAUGAACGAGUUUAAGCGCUGGGUUCCCUCGCUCCGAGCUGUCUGCCUCAUAGGAGACAGGGACGAGAGGACGGCUUUCAUCCGUGAUACUCUGUUGCCGGGAGAGUGGGACGUCUGCGUCACUUCCUAUGAAAUGCUCAUCAUUGAGAGGGCCGUCUUUAAGAAGUUUAACUGGAGGUAUCUGGUUAUCGACGAGGCCCAUCGUAUCAAGAACGAAAAAUCAAAGUUGUCAGAAAUUGUGCGAGAGUUCAAGACCACCAACCGGUUGCUGCUCACAGGAACCCCGCUUCAGAACAACCUGCACGAGCUGUGGGCUUUGCUCAACUUCCUCCUUCCUGACGUCUUCAACUCCUCCGAGGACUUUGAUUCCUGGUUUGACACAAAUAACUGUCUUGGAGACCAGAAACUGGUUGAGCGUUUACACACUGUAUUACGUCCUUUUCUGCUGAGGCGUAUCAAAGCCGAUGUGGAGAAAUCUCUGCUUCCUAAAAAAGAAGUCAAGAUGUAUGUUGGGCUCAGCAAGAUGCAGAGAGAAUGGUAUACUAAAAUCCUGAUGAAGGACAUUGACAUCCUGAACUCGGCAGGGAAGAUGGAUAAGAUGCGUCUGCUGAACGUGCUGAUGCAGCUCAGGAAGUGUUGUAAUCACCCGUAUCUGUUUGAUGGCGCAGAGCCCGGCCCACCUUACACCACUGACCUCCAUCUUGUCGUCAACAGCGGCAAGAUGGCCGUCCUUGAUAAACUGCUGCCCAAGCUGAAGGAGCAAGGUUCUCGUGUGCUGAUCUUUAGCCAGAUGACCAGGAUGCUGGACAUUCUGGAAGACUACUGUAUGUGGCGUAACUAUGGCUACUGCCGCCUGGAUGGACAAACGCCUCACGAGGAGAGACAGGUCUCCAUCAAUGUCUUUAAUGAGCCCAACAGCUCCAAGUUUCUGUUUAUGCUGAGCACUAGGGCUGGUGGGUUGGGGAUUAACCUGGCUACAGCUGAUGUGGUCAUUAUUUAUGACUCUGACUGGAAUCCUCAAGUGGACCUGCAGGCCAUGGACCGCGCUCACAGAAUCGGUCAGAAGAAACAAGUACGCGUGUUCCGUUUCAUUACAGAUAACACUGUAGAGGAGAGGAUUGUGGAACGUGCCGAAAUGAAACUACGUCUAGACUCCAUCGUCAUCCAGCAAGGUAGAUUGGUUGAUCCUAACAUGAACAAGCUGGGCAAAGACGAGAUGUUGUCCAUCAUUCGGCACGGCGCCACUCACGUCUUUGCUUCUAAGGAGAGUGAAAUCACUGAUGAAGACAUUGAUGUCAUCCUGGAGAGAGGCGAAAAGAAGACCUUGGAGAUGAAGGAGAAGAUGUCGAAACUUGGUGAAGGCUCUCUGAGGAAUUUCACCAUGGACACAGAAAACAGCGUGUACAACUUUGAAGGCGAAGAUUACCGAGAGAAGAAAAAGGUCAUCACAAACUGGAUUGAGCCACCAAAAAGAGAGCGUAAAGCGAACUAUGCUGUUGAUGCCUACUUCAGGGAGGCCCUGCGUGUUAGUGAGCCUAAAGCACCAAAGGCUCCUCGGCCUCCCAAACAGCCCAACGUUCAAGACUUCCAGUUCUUCCCACCUCGGCUUUUUGAGCUGCUCGAGAAGGAGAUCUUGUACUACAGGAAAACUAUUGGUUACAAGGUGCCGAGGAAUCCUGACCUGCCCAAUGCUGCUCAGGUGCAGAAGGAGGAGCAGGCUAAGAUUGAUGAAGCAGAACCUCUAAAUGAAGAAGAGCUGGAGGAGAAGGAGAACCUCCUGUCGCAGGGCUUCACCAUUUGGAACAAGCGAGAUUUCAACCAGUUCAUUAAGGCUAAUGAGAAAUGGGGAAGAGACGAUAUUGAGAACAUCGCCCGUGAAGUGGAAGGCAAAACACCUGAAGAAGUCAUGGAGUAUUCCGCUGUGUUCUGGGAGCGCUGCAAUGAGCUGCAGGAUAUUGAGAAGAUCAUGGCUCAGAUUGAGCGAGGUGAAGCCAGGAUUCAGAGGAGGAUCAGCAUCAAGAAAGCACUGGACUCAAAGAUUGGCCGUUACAAGGCACCAUUCCAUCAGCUAAGGAUUUCUUACGGGACCAACAAAGGGAAGAACUACACUGAAGAGGAGGAUCGUUUCCUCAUCUGUAUGCUGCACAAGCUGGGCUUCGACAAGGAGAGCGUUUACGACGAGCUGCGCCAGUGUAUUCGCAACUCGCCACAGUUCCGCUUCGACUGGUUCCUGAAGUCUCGCACAGCCAUGGAGUUACAGAGGAGAUGUAACACACUGAUUACUCUAAUCGAGCGUGAGAACAUGGAGCUGGAAGAACGGGAGAAGGCGGAGAAGAAGAAACGGGGACCUCGCAAUUCUUCAGCACAGAAACGUAAGCAGGAUGGGACCCCAGACGGCCGCGGCCGUAAGAAGAAGCUGAAGUUAUAAAUCACACUUGAACCCCCACUGACGGAUGAGGCGCUUUAGUAGAGCAUUUGUGUUACGGGUCCCACUUACGUACUGUAUCAGCUUGCGUCACAGUAGCUCGUCCUUUUAUAAAAAGGCGUAGUAUUGUAAAAUAGAUCAAUCUUUUAGUUAUAUAAUAAACUACGGCUGUGCUGUUCUUUCUUUCUUCUUUCUGUUUUUUUUUUUAAACACUUUUGUAUUUGUAAUUUGUGAGCUAUUGAAAUAAAUGUAUUUAUGCCUGUUGGUUAUGUACUACAUUCCACUUGCUUAUCAGAAUAAAUUGUUUUUCUCCCCUUUUUUUUUUUUUUUUUUU